AUGGCAGAACUAUCUGAUGGCGUGGCUAUACGUACGAUCACAUUUUCACUCCUCUCCUCCCCUGGCCUUUUCUUCACCUUUCUAACUAUUCACUACAUCUACCGCUCCUACCUCUUCCCCUAUCUCCAGCCAAGCAUGUCCCCCGCCCACAUUGGCGUGGCCAUCUUCGCGCUCUCCUUCCAGAUAACAAAUGGCAUUGCAAUCGGCGGCUGGCUAGGCUCCUACGGCCCUACAACAUCCUCAAACUGGGCAAAGCACGACCUGAGUGUUUAUUUGGGAACAGCGAUAUGGGCGUUGGGUCUAGGGCUGAAUGUAUGGCACGACGACAUUCUGCGUUCAAUACGGCGCAGACGGGGCGUGGUGGAGAAAGGUAGUGGAGAGAAAGUGUAUGAGAUUCCCACGGGCGGUCUGUUUGAAUAUGUGUUCUUCCCGCACUACUUCACCGAGUGGGUGGAAUGGGCGGGCUGGUGGAUCGUGGGCGGAGUUGCGUGUCCGCCUGCGAGGAUAUUCUUGGUAAAUGAGAUUGCUACGAUGCUGCCGAGGGCAUUGCAGGGGAAGCGGUGGUACGUCAGUCGUUUCGGUGAGAAGAAAUGUGAGGGAAAGAAAGCUGUUGUGCCCGGACUGAUAUGA
Messenger RNA from Bacidia gigantensis, 630 nucleotides. RefSeq lists its product as uncharacterized. The transcript is spliced from 2 exons. Gene Ontology annotation, biological process: lipid metabolic process. Bases 1 to 630 code for a protein of 209 amino acids. Lineage: Eukaryota; Fungi; Ascomycota; Lecanoromycetes; Lecanorales; Ramalinaceae. The record is from RefSeq and is a predicted model, not a curated record. Gene Ontology annotation, molecular function: oxidoreductase activity, acting on the CH-CH group of donors.